This is a messenger RNA of Spodoptera litura, 10491 nucleotides long. RefSeq names its product fibrillin-3. The record is from RefSeq and is a predicted model, not a curated record. Lineage: Eukaryota; Metazoa; Arthropoda; Insecta; Lepidoptera; Noctuidae. Gene Ontology annotation, molecular function: calcium ion binding.
AGCGUGCCGUGGAUCGAGACGGUCCUCCCUUUCGGUCGGCGCGGGAACCCGUGCGCGUUUAUCAUCCAUCCGGUCGUAUCAUCAUCUACAAACGAAACACUUUUGAACAUCGAAUAGUAUUCUGGUUGCCCUCCACAGAGGAAUCCAGUGGCAUGGGUGAUGGUUCCAAGAUGACAAUGUGGCGGCUCGUGGCGGCAGUGGUAGUGUUGUGCGCGUACGCACACGUCGCCGCGGCCGACGCGCGCGCACCGCAGCCCACGCGCCCGCCGCGCUUGUGGCCCCGCGCAUCGCGCACUCUCUCAGAGCGCAAACCUAACCAGUUCGUUGGCCCACACGUGUGCAGAUCUCGUAACAGCACGCAUUGCUGUCCUGGAUGGACGUCCAGACCCAAUUCUUUACUUUGUAUAGUCCCUGUAUGCCGCCCUGACUGCGGUUCUCCGGGAGCAUGUGUAGCUCCUAACAUGUGUCGAUGUGCUGGAGGAGUAGAAGCGCCCUCUUGUGGUGGGGGCGGACUGUACCCGUAUCCAGUUCGGACGCCGGGUGGUUGUCGCCGUAUCUGUAUGAACGGUGGUACUUGCUCAAAUGGUACAUGCUCCUGUGCUCCUGGAUGGAGCGGAGAAUUUUGUACAGAACCCAUUUGUCGGGAGCCGUGUUUACAUGGCGGCAGAUGUAUAGCUCCGGACAGAUGUGUCUGUUUCCAUGGACUCUCAGGGACGAGGUGUGAGAUCGACAGACGAACUGGUCCUUGUUACACGGACACUCGAGGAGCUCUAUGCACGGGAGCUCUCGAAGGUGUAGUGUGUACGAAGCAGCUGUGUUGUGCGACCGUCGGUGUGGCCUGGGGACACCCCUGUGAGCGCUGCGGGGAUCUCGACUGUCCUCAGGGACAUCUUAGGAACCUAGCUACUAAGGAGUGUCAGGAUAUAGAUGAAUGUGCAGCUGUCCCAGGACUUUGUCAGGGUGGUCGGUGUAUCAACUCAAUCGGUUCAUUCUCCUGCGAGUGUCCACCAGGACAGAGACGACACAGAGUCACCAACAACUGUGAGGACAUCGAUGAAUGUGAAGACCCAGACAUUUGUCCCAACGGCAAAUGUGUGAAUACGGAGGGGGAUUACUACUGUCUUUGUAAUCCGCACUUCAUUCCUAGUCCAGACAAGAAAUUCUGUAUAGAUGGUAGAGUGGGCAGCUGUUUCACAUACAUGAGUGAGACAGGUGAAUGUGCUGAUCGUCUACCAAUGCCACUAUCCAACCGAGACUGUUGCUGCGGUUACAAUAUGGGAAGAGCCUGGGGUGACAUGUGUACGCCUUGCCCGCCUAGAGGAUCCACUGAAUGGACUCAUCUGUGUGGUGGCGGUGUGAUCCCACCAAACUGGCGCCGCAAUGUGACUGGCGGUGGUGGGGACGAUGAUGGCUCUGGUGGCUCGUACGAACCACCAGCUAUAGCCAAGAUCAAUGAGUGCAUGCUGAGGAACGGCAUCUGCGGAUUAGGUACCUGUGUGGAUAAGGAUAUUGGGUACCAGUGUGAUUGUUGGGAUGGAGCUGAAUCAGUGGUGCAGGAUGGUAACCCGACAUGUAUCGAUAUCGACGAGUGUGCUCUCGAGUAUUGUAAAGGCGGUACCUGUGUCAAUAAACCUGGUGGAUUUGAGUGCAGAUGUCCUCCUGGAUUCGAUCCAAUUGAAGGUGGACUGAGAUGCAGUGAUAAAAACGAAUGUGAAUCCACACACGGGGGCAUGUGUACCAAUGGAGUAUGUAGAAACAGUGAUGGAGGAUUUGAGUGCGUGUGCAACCCUGGCUACGAGUCGACCGAGACAGGCCACGCCUGUCGUGACGUGGACGAGUGUCGUGACAACCCACGUGUUUGCCGCCGUGGCCGGUGUCGCAAUACACCAGGAUCGUAUGAGUGCGAGUGUGAGCCUGGCUUCUCUAUCACUGCUGGUGGCUACUGUACAGACAUCGAUGAAUGUGCUGAUAAGAGUGUUUGUCAGGGAGGUCGCUGCGUGAACAGUGAAGGAUCAUUCCAGUGUGUAUGCGAAGCAGGAUACCGACCCACUCCUGACCGAGGCGCCUGUAUCGAUGUCAACGAAUGUUCUGAGCAACGUGUCUGCAGGAACGGCCGCUGUCACAACACACCUGGCUCGUUCAGAUGCGAGUGUUUACCUGGGUUUACUCUCAGCAACGAUGGAAGAACUUGUCUUGAUGAGGUUCAAGACUUGUGUUACGAGAAAUUCGAAGAAGGACACUGCACGCUACCGGGACAGAAUCCAGUCACAAGAUCUCAGUGUUGUUGCAGUUCUAGUAAAGGUCUCAAAUUAGGUUGGGGUGUCGCUUGCAAACAGUGUCCUGCACACGGAAGCAAGGAGUAUGACAUCCUUUGUCCCGAAGGCGCGAGUAAGGACAACGGAGGCGCAGACAUCAAUGAGUGUACGAUGAUCCCUGGAAUCUGUCCUCACGGUACCUGCGAGAACUUGGAACCAGGAUACAAGUGCAUUUGUGACCCUGGGUUCCAUCCCGAUGCUGAUGGAAUCUGUAGGGAUAUUGAUGAAUGUGAUAUGCACCAGUCUUAUUGUACGGGCGGCCAGUGCCGCAACACUCUGGGUAGCUUCACGUGCGUAUGCCCAACAGGAACUCGUUACGAACCCGACGAACAAAUCUGCAGAGACAUAGACGAAUGCGAGGGUGAGACUCUUUUCAUCGUCAAGGAAUACGAUCGGGGAGACAUUCCCCCUAUGAUCCCCGUCGGAACAGAACAAUCGAACCCUUGCGACAACGGCCGCUGCAUCAACUCGCACGGCAGCUACGAAUGUGAAUGUGAAAAUGGAUUCGUUCUCGAUGCUACUGCACAACAUUGCAUUGACAAUCGUCGUGGUUCUUGUUGGCGUCGCGUGGUGGAUGGCCAGUGUGAAGCGGCUGCUCUUAGGCCACUACUGCGCCAGGAGUGUUGCUGCAGUGUGGGUCUUGCUUGGGGUUCUCCCUGUGAACCUUGUGAAAUCGAACACUGUCCUUGUCCUAAAGGAUUUGCUAAGUUGGACGGUGCAACAUGUCGUGAUGUAGAUGAGUGCCAGUUGGAUUCUGAGUUGUGUAUCGGCGGCACAUGUAUCAACACUGAUGGCUCCUACAGGUGCGAGUGUCCACCGGGACUGGCACUUGAUACAACUGGCAACCGUUGCGUGGACACACGCCGAGAGUACUGUUACACAGACUUCAUUGGUGGACGCUGCUCCAACCCGCUCCAGAUUGAAGUGCUCAGAGCUGUGUGCUGCUGUUCUUCACUCGGAAAAGCCUGGGGUGAUCACAGAUGUGAACCCUGUCCUAAAAAGGGAACGGAUGCAUACCGUAACUUGUGCAUCGCGGAGGGUACUGGCCAUCCUCCUACUGUCUGGGAUCGUCCCGGGGAUACGUCUGGUAAUGGAACUGCCAUCUGGGGUGGUAACGGCCAUGGCGGCAGCGGUGGUGGAGGUGGAGGUGGAGGAGGCGGACCUGGUGACUAUGAUUGGGGAACUGGAGAAGGAGGAGAGGAUAACUGGGGGAAUAUUACUGGAGACAGUUGGCAUAAAGGUGGACCUGGAGUAAUACCAGGGCAGAUGGAGGUCAAUGAGUGUGCUGCGUUCCCAGGACUCUGUGGACACGGGCGUUGUAGGAACCUCGUCGGAACUUUCACUUGCGACUGCUUCCCUGGUUACGAGAAGGACUCAAAGAACCACACGUGUGUUGAUGUGAACGAGUGUGAGAUAGUGGACGGAGUAUGUGGUGCUGGCGAGUGUCGUAACACUGAGGGAAGCUUCACCUGCCACUGUCACCCAGGACACAAAGCUGAUGACUUCUCUAAAGUAUGCGUUGAUAUCGAUGAGUGUGCUGAAACCCGAGGCUUAUGUCGUGGUGGUCGCUGUAUCAACACACCUGGAUCAUUCCGCUGUGAAUGUGGACCUGGCAUGGAGUUGUCUCCUGAUAGACUGUCUUGUAAAGACGUUGAUGAAUGUUCCAUUACUUCUGGUAUCUGCAGCAAUGGCGCUUGUGAAAAUCUCAUGGGCACAUACCAGUGUGUGUGUGACGAAGGUUAUGCCCAGUCUACCGUCAAAUCCCAUUGUGAAGAUAUAGACGAGUGUACUGAAGAUCCCACUAGAUGUCAGCACGAGUGCGUCAAUACACCGGGCUCUUACCAUUGUACUUGUAGGGAUGGCUGGCAUCUUCGUGCUGACGGUCGCACGUGUCGUGACAUUGAUGAAUGUGGUAAAGGCGCUCGUCCCUGUGGAGGUGGAGAGUGCAGGAAUACUCCUGGAUCUUAUGUCUGUACCUGUUCCGAUGGGCUGCUACCUUCACCUGAUGGAUCUAAACCAACAUGUCAGGAUAUUGACGAGUGUGCUGACGUUCCAGAUCUGUGCGGUGCUGGCGAAUGUCACAAUACAAUCGGUAGCUUUGUGUGCCGCUGUCCCGACGGCUACAGCGUGAAGCCGGAGCAAGGCCCUGCCUGCACUGAUGAUGAUGAAUGUGAACUCGGCACCUGUGACUGCCAUCCUGCUGCUGAUUGUAUCAACUUACCUGGUUCCUUCCAAUGCCGCUGUCGGGACGGAUGGCGAGGUGAUGGAACUGAAUGCGAGGAUAUUGACGAGUGUCUUACCAACAAUGGUGGUUGCCAUCCGCGCGCUACUUGUACCAACACUGACGGAUCCUUCAUGUGUCUCUGUGAUACUGGAUACAAGGGAGAUGGGUAUUCUUGCGUGGAUAUCGACGAGUGUGCCAACGACCCUACCCUGUGUGAGAAUGGACACUGUACCAACACACCUGGUGGGUACGAGUGUGAUUGUGAUGUCGGCUUCACUAAGUCACCUGAUGGAAGGUCUUGUCUUGACAUGGACGAGUGCGCGACAUUCGACAACGUGUGUGUAUUUGGUCGCUGUGUGAACACCUAUGGAAUGUUCAAAUGUAUCUGUGACAAGGGAUACCAGUCUGACAGCAUUGAUGAUCUGAUGCCUGGUUUCAACUGUACUGACGUGGACGAGUGCAAAUCACCACAAUCUUGUCAGUAUGGACAAUGCAUCAACACGCAAGGUUCUUACAUCUGCAGGUGUCCACCUAACUACGAACUGGUCUCUGAUGGAACUGCUUGCUACGACUCGAGAAAGGCGCGCUGUUACGGUAAAGUGGACUUGAAAUCUGGCACGGAACAUUGUCGGGACAGUGACGAGCUGUCUGAAGAUGGCACGAUGGCGGCCUGCUGUUGUUCUGUUGGUGCUGCUUGGGGCAACUACUGCGACUUAUGUCCGGAACCUGGAUCCGAAGCCUAUAGACAACUUUGUCCCGGUGGUCCAGGGUAUCAACCUGUUCUUGAACCUCCAUCAUACGUAGUAACUCUAGCUGAUAUUGAUGAAUGUGCCCAACACCCAGCUCUCUGCGAACAUGGAACAUGUACCAACACAUUCGGAUCUUUUGUGUGCACGUGCGGUGAUGGCUGGCAGCUCACACACGAUGAGCAGCGCUGUGAGGACAUUGACGAGUGUGCCAGGCCUGACAUUUGUGGACCUGGUAUUUGCAGAAACAUGCAAGGAUCCUAUGUGUGCUUGUGUCCUGAAGGUUAUGUGGCCAUGCCUAAUGGAAAGGAGUGUGUGGACGUCCGUCAGCGUCAAUGUUACAUGGACUGGGAACCAGACACUGGUCGCUGCACUGGUGCUGCCGGUGUACCUCAGACUAAAUAUCUGUGUUGCUGCUCCGUUGGUAAAGCCUGGGGAGCACCCUGCGAGCCCUGUCCUGACAAGGGAUCCCAUGAACAUAUGGCGCUCUGCGGAGAGAAACCUGGAGAGUACAUCAACCCUAUGACUAAUGAAACAAAGCCGAUCAACGAGUGUGACAUCAUGCCACAGUUAUGUAAACCUGGUACUUGUCACGACACACCGACUGGGUUCCAAUGUGGAUGUGAUCAUGGUUACGAGCACGACAAUACAUCGCACUUAUGUCGCGAUAUCGACGAGUGUGCACUACACCGCACUCCAUGCCGCGGUCUCGCACAGUGUGUGAACUUGCCUGGAGCGUACGAGUGUCGCUGUCCACCUGGCUACAGGCUCACAGCCUCACUGGAUGAGUGCGAGGAUGUUGACGAGUGCGCAGACGAGAGGCUGUGUGAACAUGGCGAGUGCAGAAACACUAUUGGAUCUUACAGAUGCGACUGUAAACCUGGUUACACACUAAGGGACAACGUCUGCCGUGAUGUAGAUGAGUGCUCGCGUCCUCGACCCAUGUGCCGCAAUGGUACGUGCGAGAACCUGCCCGGAUCCUACAUGUGUCAUUGUGAUGAUGGAUUCAAACCUGGUGCCAACAAUGAUUGUAUCGAUAUCAACGAGUGUCGUGAAGGUGGCAUGGUGUGUCGUAACGGUCGCUGCCGUAACACAGUGGGUUCGUUCCGGUGUGAGUGCGCGCCAGGGUACGCACUGACAGCAGACGCGCGUCACUGUCGUGAUGUAGAUGAGUGCUCCGAGCUGCCACAUCCUUGCGGCAGGGAUGGUGCACCUUCAUGUACCAAUACCAAUGGAGGUUACGAAUGUUCAUGCGGUGCUGGAUGGAGACUCGUAGGCAGACGGUGCGUAGACCGAGAUGAAUGCAAAGAGAUUCAGUACGUUUGUGCUGGUGGCGAGUGUAGGAACUUCAAUGGCGGUUACGUGUGCGACUGUCCUCCCGGUUGGCGAUUCGAUAAAGCAGCUGCUAUCUGUGUGGAUGAACGAAAGGAACUUUGUUAUGAUGAAUGGGACUCAGGUCGAUGCCACCGAGCAAGACCUCUGCAGCUCGGAAGACCCGAGUGUUGCUGUUCUGAAGGUGCUGCUUGGGGUAGAUAUUGCGAACGUUGUCCGGCUCCAGAUUCUCCUGAAUUCUUACGAAUUUGUCAAGGUGGAAUGGGCCGACCAAAUCUUACUCAGGACUUAGAUGAAUGCAAGGUCCGUCCCGACGUUUGUAAGGGUGGUCGCUGUAUCAACACGGAUGGCUCUUUCCGCUGCGAGUGUCCACCGGGCUACACCCUGGAUGAGACGGGACUCGUGUGUGUGGACGCUGACGAAUGUGCUGCUGAUCCCAGGAUCUGUGGCAACGGAACCUGCACCAACACCCCCGGAGGAUACGAGUGUAGAUGUAACUUUGGAUUCACUCAGGGUCCUGAACAGACGUGUGUGGAUAUAGACGAAUGUGCAGAAGGGCGUGCGAUGUGUACAUUCCGUUGUCACAAUACAGCUGGUUCGUUCCGUUGUACGUGUCCCUACGGGUACGCGGUGGCCCCCGACGGAGUACAUUGCAAGGACAUCGACGAGUGCGCACAGGACAACAAAGUGUGUCCCCAUGCUUGUGAAAAUGUUGUCGGUUCUUACAUGUGCAAGUGUCCCGAAGGUUACAGACGCACAUCGUCUCCACAUGACGCACCAGACGCCUGUGAGGAUAUUGAUGAGUGUUCAGAAAACCCAGACCGAUGCUCUCCCGGCGUCUGCAUCAAUACUGAGGGAGGAUUCGUAUGUGACUGUGAUGCAGGAUACCAACCCAGUGAAGAUGGAAUGGCUUGCAUUGAUCAUCGCACUGGUAUGUGUCAUAGAUCCUUAGUAUCUGGUCGAUGUAUGCCGGAGCCGUGGCCACGAGCCAUCGCGUCAACACCUACACCUCCUGCACAUGUCACCAAGGCCCAAUGUUGCUGCACCCUUGGCGUUGCCUGGGGCCCAGAAUGCGAGCUGUGUCCUCAACCUGGUACUCCUGAACGACUCGAACUCUGCUCUCCUAUUAAUUUAGGUCCUGGUAUCGGAGGACCAGGAAAUGGAAUGAUACCUGGUCUCACUGGCGAGAACCACGGUUUGAUUGGAAAUGGUAUAGACAUGUUUGAUGUGGACGAAUGCGCUGCUAUGCCGGGGUUAUGUGCACCUGGCAGAUGUGUCAACACUAUUGGCAGUUUCCGCUGUGUAUGUGGUCGUGGUUACAAGGCAGCUGGCGAUGUUUGCGCAGACGUCGAUGAAUGUAGCGUCAGACCUCCUCCAUGCGAACAACUUUGUAAAAACACUGAAGGUUCCUACGAGUGUCUCUGCAGAACUGGUUAUGAGGUGGACGAAGAUGGAGCCAACUGUAGAGAUGUGGAUGAAUGUGAACGUGGAACACAUACUUGUCAACAGAUCUGUAGCAACACCGAGGGAUCAUACGAGUGUUCUUGUCAAGAUGGAUAUGAAAAGAGGGGUGAUGCGUGUGUUGAUGUAAACGAGUGUCAUGAAGAAGGCUUGUGUCCACCGCCUGGCAAGUGUGUGAACUUGUUGGGUUCGUUCCGCUGCGUAUGUCCACGUGGAUUCCGCCUGGACAUCGCGGGUGCUCGCUGCCUCGACCGAGAUGAAUGUGACGAUGGACGCUGCCAAUCUCCAUGCAGAAAUUAUGCUGGAGGAUACCGCUGUGACUGUCCUGCAGGUACCACUCGAUCAUCAAGCGGUGUGUGCGUGCCACAAGACCCUUGUUCUGCCGGGCCGUGUGGCACGUCGCCAUGCUUUGCCGUGGGUGGAGCAUACCGGUGCGGCUGUCCAUCUGGAUAUGGCUGGGAUGCUGGCCAUGCAGUGUGUCUUCAGUUGGCAGGUGGUUGUGCCACUGCCAGUUGUCUCUACGGAUGCAACUCGUUCGGUGAGUCCUACCAGUGCGGUUGUCCCGCUGGGUACCAGCUGGUGGGCGCAGGACACUGUCUCACAGCGCUGGACGGAGCGCUCCCACCUGAUGAUAUCGGAGAUGCUCCAGUCUUCCCUGUUCGCGAUCAGUACAAGAUUGGCGGUGACAAAGACUUGAUAUCUACCGAAGGUUGCUUCAGUUGUAAGGUGAACGGCCGAAGACGAAGAGCUCCAGAUGAAGCGAUAGUAUACGCUAAUGGCACAAUGAUUGUACGAAAACGGAAAAGGAGAAGUCGACGUCGGCGCUCGUUGCUGGAGCCUGAAGCGGAGCUGAUCGUGGUGUCGGCGACUCCGCAGCAGACGUGGGGCCGCGCGCCGCUGCUGCGCCUGCUGCCGGCCGAGGGCGGCGCGCGCGCACACUACCGCAUCGCCUACGGAGACGACCAGAAAGACUUCGUGCUCUCCAAGCGAGAUGGCACCUGGGCGCUUAGGCUGCGAAGGCAUCUUAAGAGCCAGGCGGCCCUGGAGAGACAACUGGAACUGGAAGCGCGAUUCGUGGCGCCCCCGGUAAGCGUGGCGAGGCGGCGCUCGCGGCGCCAGGCGGCCGAGGUGCCGGCGCCACUGCGACUGUAUGUGUCCGUGCGCGUGGCACCAUUGGCUCGCUGACCGUGACGUCACACGCCGCCUACUACGCUACAGAAAGCGCUACCCUUCCACACACCGACGUAUGCGCAAAUAUCGACGAAAUGUCUCCCUUACCUCGUGCCUUAUAAAAUCGUCGAUAAGUAGUCCAGGGGGCGCUGUCAGUAGCUACUAUUUUGUGUCCAGUAGUGAGACUUGUAAAUAUACUCCUUAUUUAUAACACUGCCAACUUCAACGACUGCCAAUUUGUACGUAAAUUGUUAAAGUUACUAUAAAAUUAAUUGAUUUGUCGAAUAUAUCGCUAAGGUUCCCCGAUUGGAAUGUAUCGAUGAAGUCUCACUACACAAUUGAAAUUAAUUGAUGUGUCAUCGAAAUGAUAGACUGGUUCUGUUUAAUGUGUGACUAAAUAUUAUGUGUCGACGGAAUUGUUGUGUUUUGAUGUUCAUGUGAGAAUCGACUCAGUUAUUGCGAUUAUUUUGAUAAAGUUUUAUAAUUUUCAAUAUGGCCGUCCCCACAAAAUAUUUGCCGCAUGUUUCCAUCGGGUCGGGCCGGGUCGACUCGGUCGGCCUCGUCGGCAGUAUUAAAUAAUUUGUGUGAGAUUGAAUGCAUAAUACGUAGUUAGUUGACGAUUAUACCGAUCGACGUAAUAUCGAUGUUUUGUUAUGGAAAUAGAAUCGAUAAUUUUGUAAUAUUAACAAUACAUCACUAGUUCAUUUGCCAUUUAUAUGAAAGUCAGUGAGUAGUUUAUUCUCAUUAUCAUAAUCGAACUAAUCAUCAUUUAUUUAAGGUCUUAUUUCUUCAACUCUAUUUAUUAAAUCAAAGUAAUUUUCGGUACCACAAGCAUUUUUAAACAUUAUUUUGUGUAUCAAACGAUAUUAUUACUUUAUGUAAUAAAGCAAUCAUAACAUAUUGUACCUAUUUGUAAUUGACAUUUACGUAAGAAAGAAGACUUUAAAUAAUUACCUCCCUAUUUAUUUUUUUAUAUUCAAUCUGAAAUGUUAACGAGUUACAUCCAGUAAUGGUUGUAUGAUGCUACAAAGUGAUUGUGAAAUAUUUUAACUUUGACCCUUUUAAUUUCUUCUAUUAAAAGUACAAAAAUCAAUGCAAUAGUCUUGUUUGUAAAUAUGUGUAUACAAUGUUAAAAUUAAUAUAAAAUAUUUAGUUGCGUUAGUUAGUAAUAUCAUAAGAACUAUUUUUAUUUUAACUUAGAUUUAAGGUGAAAUGGAUCAAAACGAAAUUAAUAAAUUUUUAA